AUGUCAAACACGAAUGAUUUAUUGGAAAAAAACGGUGUCUCAAAAGAAUCUCGAAUUGUUCGUGUUCGAGAUUUACCGAUCUACUAUAAUGCAAAAGAAGAUGAUAUUUAUCAGUAUGCACCCGAACAAAAUACAUGGUUAAAAACUCAAGUUAGUCAAAUUAGAAAAUCUGUACAACAAACAUGGAGUGAUAAUAAAGAAUUACGUGUUAGAAUUGCACGGAUGAUUGAAACGGGCGGUGCACAUGCAAAGUCCACGGCAGAUUACAUUCGUGAUGAUCACACAUUUUUGCCUAAAGUUGGUGUGGUUACAUUAGCAGGCCUAGGAGGAUUAUUACUAGGACACAGAGGUGGUCCAGUUCGUAAAACAUUUUAUUCAUCUGUCGCCGUAGCUGUUGCGUUGAGCGCAUGUUAUCCAAAACAGAGUGCAGCUAUACUUGAUCAAGCCUAUGUUCGAAUAAAAAAUGAAGCAAAUUUUGCUUAUGAAAAAGCAACUGGCAAAUCUGUGCCAACAGCACCAUCAACAGCAACAUUAAAUAAAAAAUUAUCUGAUGUUAAAGAUAAAAUAAUUCAUACAACAAAAUCAACAUCAACAACUUCAACUCCAGUAGUUCCUGAUUAUGGUCAAGGAAGUUUAGCUGAUCAACAUUUGUAUACAACACGUGGUGGUACAACAGAAUAUGAAAGAUCAAAAAAAUAA
Molecule: messenger RNA, 699 nt
Organism: Didymodactylos carnosus
Lineage: Eukaryota; Metazoa; Rotifera; Eurotatoria; Philodinida; Philodinidae
Source: the annotation of a GenBank genome assembly